GCUCCAAAAAACAAGGCACUGGCGAGCUCCGCCUCUGUCACGAGCACCCCUGUACCAGUAACAGAAGACCAUGAGGAUGCAUGGGAAGCUUCAGUCCUCACCUCAUAACCAUAUCACACAGACUCAAGACAACUGUCUUUCCUCGCUAAGACACAGUCCCACAUAUUUCAAGGUGAUUCCUGGCGUAAUCAAGGACCAUGACGGCCAUUAAUGCUCCUCGUGAUCGGUAUAAUGCGGUGUGGAUCAUUUUCUUCAUCCUGGGCUUGGGAACCCUUCUGCCAUGGAACUUCUUCAUGACUGCAACCAUGUACUUCACCAGCCGCCUGAAGGACCCACAGAGCGAUGCCACGGCCAAUCAGACCCUCAACUCGACAAUGCCAGGCGUGGACACGCGGAACGUUCUGGAAUCGAAGUUCAACAACGUGAUGACGCUGUGUGCCAUGGUGCCCCUCCUCAUCUUCACCUGCCUCAACUCCUUCAUCCACCAGAGGAUCCCUCAGAAGCUGCGUAUCUCGGGCAGCCUGACGGUCAUCCUGGUGGUGUUCCUGAUGACCGCUGUGCUGGUCAAGGUGGACGUGGCUCCCCUGCCUUUCUUCUGCCUCACCAUGAUCAAGAUCAUCUGCAUCAACUCGUUUGGUGCCGUGCUGCAGGGCAGUCUGUUUGGUCUGGCGGGCAUGCUGCCAGCUUCCUACACCACCCCCAUCAUGAGUGGCCAGGGUCUGGCCGGGACCUUCGCUGCCUUCUCCAUGAUCUGUGCCCUGGCCAGUGGCUCCGCCCUGCAGGACAGUGCGUUUGGCUACUUCAUCACAGCUUGUGUGGUGAUCCUGCUGGCCAUCCUAUCCUACUUCGUCCUUCCCCAGAUGGACUUCUUCCAGUACCACCUGGAGUGUAACGGCUCCAGACCCUCGGGCGACGAGGAGAACAAGAUGGAUCUGCUCCGGAAAGUGUGUGUUGUUGUUUCAGACAGCCCAGGGGAGAAGAGGCCAGUGGUCAGUCUAACUGAAGAAGACACCAAGUCCACACCCUCUGUAAUUGGCAUCUUCAAACAGAUGUGGGUGACGGCCCUGUCUGUGUGCUUUGUCUUCACCGUCACCAUCGGAACGUUCCCCGCCAUCACAGUGGAGGUCAAGUCCACCGUGGCCGACGGAGGUACCUGGGACACCUACUUCAUCCCUGUGUCGUGUUUCCUGCUCUUCAAUGUGAUGGACUGGGCCGGGAGGAGCCUGACUGGUGUCUGUAUGUGGCCCGGUAAGGACAGCAUGUGGCUGCCUACCUUGGUAGGCCUCAGGUUGGUGUUUGUGCCUCUCUUCAUGCUGUGUAACGUCCAGCCCAGGAGCUACCUGCCUGUGCUCUUCUCCCACGAUGCCUGGUACAUCAUCUUCAUGAUCCUCUUCUCCUUCUCCAACGGAUACCUGGCCAGCCUCUGCAUGUGCUUUGGACCCAAGAAAGUGGCGCAGCAUGAGUCAGAGACGGCGGGAGCCAUUAUGGCCUUCUUCCUGUCCCUGGGUCUGGCUCUGGGAGCCGCCCUCUCCUUCGCGUUUAGGAUCAUGAUCUGAAACCCUGAGGACCCCCACCCUCAGGACACGUCGAUUCCCCUCCCUACCACCACCCCCCCACCACCCCCAACCCGGACUGGAAGACAGGGGGUUUUGAGGGGGAAGAAGAAUAAGAUCGAUUGCUUUAUGCUGACUCGUGUUUGUGUCAGAAAGCAGAACGCUGGUCACUGUGUACUGAACACUACAGACUCAACCCUUCUGGAGUCUUAAGAAUCUGUGGUUUACAACCUCUCAAGUAGCUGUUGAAGAUAUUUCUGUUUCUAAAAGAAUGCAACUGAAAUUUCUUCCAGCUGUGAUCUGUGGUACUGACUUAUGUUCUGUUUCGACAUUCAUCCCAUCCUCAGGGGAAGACUGAAGAUGCACUGAGGCAGGAGGGCCUUCAAUCUCAGUCACAUUUCUCUAAAACAGCUGAGAAAGAAAACGUUCAAUCUUGUCCAUUGUUUUUCAAAAGAACUUUUCAAAGUUCAAACAGGUCAAAUUGUAUUGGGUAUUGUCUGCCCCAGGUUCAAUACAAAACUGAGAUGCCAAAUGCUUUCCCAAUAUAUUUACCCAUUGCCACCAUGGAAGCUAAAUCAAGUACACCUCACAUUUUCAAAACUCUGUGUGUUUGUGUUGUGAGUGACUUAAGUCAGACUAUCCAACUAUUAAUGUAGUUAUGUGAUGUUAAUUGAAUUGUACAAACGUUAUAGUUUAGAAAUACCUUUUUAAAGGUAAAAUGUUCCAAGACUAUGCCAAUGUUUGUGUGUAUAUUCAUGGUAUAGCUGUCUUAUUGACAUAACCUUUAUAAAAAAAAUUGCAGUUAAAAGCACAAAAGAUCACAUGCAGCUACUGUAUAAAUAAAUACAUUAGUUUUCUGAACAGUGUUAUGAACCGUUUACCACCAAAACCAUUUUGUAUUUUACACUAGUUAUAACAUUGUGGAUCUAUGUCAGAUUGUAUUUUCAAAUUAUUUAAAUGUGAUGUGCUUAACUGGCAUAAUAGUUUUUUUGUGUUGAAUUAGAAUGUGGCAUGAAAACACCUUUUUUUUAUCAAAUAUGCAAAUCAUUGCCUUUACAACCUGUUUGUCAUAAAAAAAAUAAACCUUUGUGUAUUUUUAA
This is a messenger RNA of Osmerus eperlanus (European smelt), 2653 nucleotides long. It is a transcript of the gene slc29a1a, whose product is annotated as solute carrier family 29 member 1a. Gene Ontology annotation, cellular component: plasma membrane. The record is from RefSeq and is a predicted model, not a curated record. Gene Ontology annotation, biological process: uridine transmembrane transport; nucleoside transmembrane transport. Gene Ontology annotation, molecular function: nucleoside transmembrane transporter activity. The transcript is spliced from 12 exons. Lineage: Eukaryota; Metazoa; Chordata; Actinopteri; Osmeriformes; Osmeridae. The coding region runs from base 198 to 1556 and encodes 452 amino acids.